Messenger RNA from Spinacia oleracea (spinach), 1837 nucleotides. RefSeq names its product F-box/kelch-repeat protein At1g51550. The record is from RefSeq and is a predicted model, not a curated record. NCBI's taxonomy places the organism in Eukaryota, Viridiplantae, Streptophyta, Magnoliopsida, Caryophyllales, Amaranthaceae. Bases 112 to 1614 code for a protein of 500 amino acids. The transcript has 2 exons. Gene Ontology annotation, molecular function: protein binding.
GUGGGCAUACAAAAAUAUGUAUAUACGACAAAAAUGUGUCUCGUGGGAAAUGCGUGGAAACGCCAAAGAAGUGAGUGAGUGAGCAAAGCAAAGCAACCCAGAAAAAAAAAAAUGAGCUAUGAUGAUGGCUCAACUUCCUCCUAUACAACAACUGGUGAACCGAACAAAAAACCCAUCAAUAAUUCUUCUUCUUUUUCUUCAAAUCAAACAAAUAAUUUCCCCCCUUUCCCCCUUUUAUUCAUGGGUGAAUCUAGCAAUAAUCAUCACAAUUUUGACAAUUCCCCAAUUUCCAACUUAGUUCAAGACCACUUCUUUUCAAUCCUCCUCCUUUUACCCAUAAAUUCAAUCCUUUCUUUUGCUCAAACUUGCAAGAAAUUCAACUCUUUAGCAUCAUCUGAUGCUUUGUGGGAACCCAUUUGUAGGAGAGAUUGGGGUCCCACUUGUGUUGAUUCCCUUAAAUCUUCAUGUUUUGUUGCUAAUUAUGGUGAGGUUAAUUACAUGCCAUGGAUGAAGGUGUAUAAGCAGGUUGCUCAAUUGGGGUCUGUUUCUUGUCUGAAAUUGAGUGACCCAGUUGUUCAUACUUUGGUUCCUUGCCCUAGAGCUUCUCAUUCUCUCAAUUUUGUUUCAAAUUGCCUGGUUUUAUUUGGUGGUGGAUGUGAAGGAGGGCGUCAUCUUGAUGAUACAUGGAUAGCGUGUCUUGGUUACGAUCUGAAAACCAUAUUAAAAUGGCAGAAAGUGACUUCAGGUUUUCCUAGUGGACGUUUUGGGCAUACUUGUGUCGUAAGUGGUGAAUAUUUCAUACUAUUUGGAGGCAUCAAUGAUCAUGGUGUCCGUCUAAACGAUACCUGGGUUGGAAAUAUUGUUCAUAGUGAGACAAUUGGUAUUACAUUGUUUUGGAGGCUACUUGAUGUGGGCUCCACGGCACCUCUACCACCACCACGUGGGGCCCACGCCGGCUGCUGCAUGGAGAACCGGAGAAUGCUUAUUCACGGAGGGAUUGGACCAGAUGGUGUUAGAUUAGGAGAUUUGUGGAUCUUGGAAAUGUCAGAGAAUUUCAGUCAUGGAACUUGGCAUGAGAUUCUUACCAACUUAUCACCACCACCGCGUUCUGGACAUACUUUGACUUGUAUCAACCAUACACAAACGCUGCUAUUUGGGGGAAGAGGAUUGGGUUACGAUGUUUUAGAUGAUGUCUGGAUUUUCGAUGCCAGCUCAGAGGGUAAUCCACAUUGGGUACUCGUUCAAUUUGACUUAUCGAGCACACCUUGGGGAAGUAACCUUCCACGAGUUGGUCAUUCAGCUACACUCAUCCUAGGAGGGAAACUUCUUAUGUAUGGAGGUGAAAACUCUCAAAGGUGUAGAAAAAAUGACUUUUGGUUGUUUGAUGUGAAUGCCGUAAAAAAGCAGCCUUUUUCUUCUAGAAUGUGGAGAAAACUAAAAUCCCGUGGCUAUAAACCCAAGGCUCGGUCCUUUCACGCAGCAUGCUCUGACGAUUCAGGCCGUCUGGUGUACGUGUUUGGUGGAAUGGUGGAUGGAUUACUUCCACCGGCAGAACAAUCCGGUCUUGGAUUUGAUGGUGAUGUGUUUGCUGUUGAACUUUGCUUGAGUGGAUGAUGCUUAUGGCAUGUAGUUCACAGAGGUGUGUAAAUAUACAAUUCAAUGUCUUAUUAGAUGUAGUAUAGACAGGAUAACUCAAAGAAUCCUUUGAGUUGUAGAUAGUUGGGAUGCUUUUUUCAGUUUUGCGUGCAAAAUUGUUGGAUGACAUUUUUGUAAUUUGUUUGUUUUUUACUCACUUGAACACUGGUUAUUGGUUUAAUGAAAGUAUUUGUUGCUGGUA